GAAAAUAAUUAUCUUUUUCGCAUAAAGACGUGAUGACCGCUUUGUUCUAUAAGAUAGAAGAAAAGUCAUAGAAAAUCCAAAAACAUCACAAAGAGAGAGAGAGGAAAAUGUCAGACGAAGAACAUCACUUCGAGUCUAAGGCAGAUGCUGGAGCCUCAAAAACUUACCCACAACAGGCUGGUACUAUUCGCAAAAAUGGCUAUAUAGUUAUUAAGAAUCGCCCCACUAAGGUUGUGGAUGUUUCAACCUCAAAGACUGGGAAACAUGGACAUGCUAAGUGCCACUUUGUGGGAAUUGAUAUAUUCAAUGGGAAAAAGCUUGAAGAUAUCGUUCCUUCUUCCCACAAUUGUGAUGUUCCUCAUGUUACUCGCACUGAUUAUCAGCUGAUUGAUAUCUCUGAAGAUGGUUUUGUGAGUCUUCUGACUGAAAAUGGAAGCACUAAGGACGACCUGAGGCUUCCCACGGAUGAAAAUCUGCUCAGCCAGAUUAAAGAUGGAUUUGCCGAGGGAAAAGACCUUGUAGUGAGUGUCAUGUCUUCAAUGGGAGAGGAGCAGAUCUGUGCCCUUAAGGAUAUUGGUCCUAAAAAUUAAAUAUUUAAAAAUGAUGCUAUAGCAUUAGCUCUAGCUGAUGUUAAAACAAGCUCUGUAGGCUUUGCUGACAAGGAAAUGAUAUUUAUAUCUCAUGCAUAUGCACGACAAACUUGCACUAAGAUGGUAUUUUUAGCUAUAUAAUUCAGACUUGUAUAAGGUUUGUAAUGAUGGAGGCAGGAAAGGAACAGGAGCUGCUCAGUUCCUGACGGAAGAAACAUAUAUGUCAGUAGGAUGGAAUUUAUAAAGUAUUUGAAUUUUAUAUUCUUCUGUGAUGCUUUGAGAUAAUUAAAGGUUUGUCAUGUCCAUGUUUCUAUUUCAAUUUCUGAGAAUGAUAGCUCUACAACCAACAAAUUUUAUUAUUAUAAUUAUUAUAAUUAUUAUUAUUGUUA
This is a messenger RNA of Ricinus communis (castor bean), 979 nucleotides long. Its product is annotated as eukaryotic translation initiation factor 5A. Gene Ontology annotation, biological process: positive regulation of translational elongation; positive regulation of translational termination. The coding region runs from base 108 to 590 and encodes 160 amino acids. The transcript is spliced from 5 exons. Lineage: Eukaryota; Viridiplantae; Streptophyta; Magnoliopsida; Malpighiales; Euphorbiaceae. The record is from RefSeq and is a predicted model, not a curated record. Gene Ontology annotation, molecular function: translation elongation factor activity; ribosome binding; RNA binding.